This is a messenger RNA of Petromyzon marinus (sea lamprey), 6808 nucleotides long. The record is from RefSeq and is a predicted model, not a curated record. NCBI's taxonomy places the organism in Eukaryota, Metazoa, Chordata, Hyperoartia, Petromyzontiformes, Petromyzontidae.
UGCUGAUCCGUACAAAAAUAUAAUCAACAGCUUCUUUACGAAUGACAUACCGUAGUGGCAACCCUACCUGGAACGUUCAAUGUCUACACUGUAUAUCAUGUAUGCUUUAUGAAAUGUGCUGUUUACUGUAGUUCAUAAUGUUACGCAAUCAUUGAACAAUGGCUGUUAAAUUGCUAUUUUAAAUGUACUGUUAUGUAUUGUAAGUACUGUAUACAUGUCAAUAUGUAUGACAUUUACAAUGUAUAUAGCUGUGUAAUAGUUAUAACGUGUAAACAAUGUGCAAUAGAGCCACAUUAGUACACGUAUAACAAACGCUAAUUUAGCAUUCAAUACAUAUUACUGCCGUGCGCUUUGUGCAAUGAAGCAGUUUGUGGGUGGUGAGGUACAGUAUAUAACAUUCGAUUGUUUUAGAUCUGCAAACCCAUGAAAGUAUGUCUAAUUGAUUAUGUACAGUAUUUACGUAACUAUCACCGUACGUAGCCAACCGUGCUAAUCGGAGGUGUUGGAUGGAGGGGAAUCUGAAUGAUUAUGUAAGUUUGAGUUUGGAGAGGAAGGGCUCUGAUUAUUUUUGGAUUUUAUAUUCCUGUCUGCCAAGUAGGAAACCAUAUUUACUAGACACAUGGCACAAUGUCACUGUGUAUUGAGAGUCCUUAAGGAAUGGUGCACAUAAAACAAACGAUGUAUUUGACUAUCGUAAACAAAACACAAGAAUAUUUAUUUUUUACAAAUACAGCAGAGCAAGCUGGGCCAGACUUGAGUUAGGUACAUGCGCGAGUAAGUUCUGUAUUUUAGAUAAUUUUAGCCUUGCUUAUGAAUAUCUCAUUUGCAUUGUUUAUUGUUUUCCUUUGUGGUUGUCCUAUGGAUAGACUCGCUCCCGACGGGAACGUGGAAUUCCCCACCAUUGUCUCACUUGUUUCACACGUGGUCUAAUUAAUUUGUCAUGGAUGAUGACGAUGGGCGGUGUCUGCUCGACGUGAUCGGGGAUCCACAGGCCCUGAAUGACUUUUUGCACGGCUCUGAACACCCGGAGCUGGACCAUGAUGAUCUGCUAGGGGGUGACGGGGCCGGUCUUUUCGCCGAACUCACGUCGGGCUCCCCUGGGAACCACGUGAACAAUGGGCUGGGGGAGGCUGCGGGAGGUGGGGGAGAGGACCCCUUUGCCAGCACCCUGCGCUUCCUCGAGGAUUCCGACGACGACUUUGACCCCAGCUCCGUGCCACUGGCGCAGCACACGUCCGGCCAGCCGUGCGACAUCCUGCAGCAAUCCCUGCAGGAGGCCAACAUCACCCAGCAGACGCUGCAGGAAGCAACGCUGGCGCCGUCCGCUUCGGUGGAGAGCCAGGGUGAUGGUGUUGUGGCCGGCGGCGGGGACCCAGCAGGGAUGGCACCACACACGCCCGCAGCCGCCGCUGCUGCCGUGCCACCUGUGCAGCCGUUUGUUGCCACGGCGCACCCUCCUGACGGCGCUCAGAUCUUUGCUCCGGGUGCAGCUGUUGACCUGGGCGGGCUCGGACCGCAGGCGACCAUCAGCCUGGUGCAGCAGCAACAACCCCAGCCCGGCGCGUUCACAGGUGGUGUACCUCAGUUCAUCCAUCAGCUGGGCAUAGGCAACGUGGCCCUGCAGGCUGGUGCCUCGCCCGCUGCGCCCAUCCAGGUGCUGGGUCCCUCUGUGGUGGCGCUGGGCCAACCGGCUGUCCCACCUGUACCGCCACCCUGUGCCAGCCCCCAGCAAGCACAGCAACAGGGGGGCCUGGUGCUUCAGAAGGGCCUAUCGGUGCAGAUCCCCACUGUGAAUGGCAGCCCAGCGUUGUUUGGAACCAGCCCCGGCCCAGUGGGCGCCCCCGGUGGCCACCAGGCUGCUGCCACGGCGGCGACUGCGGGGGCUGUGCGCCCAGCAUUCGGCGGGCACGUCGCGGUGGUGCCCACUUCUGUGGCACCCCAGGCUGUGGUUUUGCAAAGGCCGCAGACGCCCAUCCAGCCCAAGCCGGGCCCCGUCACCAUCCAACCAAAGCUGGUGCAGAUCAGUCCCAAGAGACCACCGGUGCCAGGCAGCCCUGCGCUACAGAUGCCCGGCAAGGGUCAGAAGGAUGUGACUGCUCAGCAGCAGCAACAACAGCAACAUCAACAGCAGCAACAACAACAGCAGCAGCAGUUCUUGCAAACAAAGGCUGGACAGAGUACUGUGCUGCAAAAUCACCAGAGUACCACUCAGCAGCAACAACAGCAGCAACAGCAGCAGCAGCAAGCGUCAGCCAUCCGUCCCCCCAUUAGUCUUCAGAUUGUGAACCAGGCAGGAAGUUUUGUCAUCCAACAGCCUGGUGGCACCCAGGGCCAAUUCCUCAUGCCCGUGUCAGCUGCGGGGCAGACACUUGGUGUUAACGGGCAGCUGUUUAACACGCAAGCCAUGAACCAGCUGCUCAGCCAGACCACUGUGAGCCAGCUACUCGGCAACCCCACCGUUUCGCAGUUACUCUCCAACCCAGCAGCGCUGUCGGGGGCACCGAUGGCGGCCGGGCAACUCAUCUCGGCGCACGGCGGUCUUGGCCAGGUGCUUGGUGGGCACAUCUUGACGCAGCAGGGAGCGGCGCAGUUGCUGGCUACCAGCUCGAUACAGCUGCAGCAUGGCCAGGUGGCCUUCCAGAUCCCCGCUCAUCAGCCUGGCAUGGUGGGUGCUGUGUCCCAGUUCGCCACACUGCCUACGUUUUCAGCGCAGCAAACGGUCGUUUCGGGCAUCGGUGGAGGGUGUACGAGCGUGCCUGGGCAGCUGACGUUGCUUGGCGGUGGCAACCUUGCCACUGGAGGCCCCCAAAUAACCGUGCCCACUGUAGCGUCGUCACAAGCGCAAGCAUUGGUUUCGCCACAGCAGCAGCAACUGUCAGUGCCCAUAGCUAAUCAGGCUCCUGUUUCAAUGUCUACAACUGGACCUGUUGGCAGUGACGGGAUGUUGGGAUCGCCUGCAUCGUUAUCUCAGCAACAGCAUCCAGGACUAACACCGGUGGCAUCGGUGGGCUUGAGGCAAGUCUCCAUGUCCCCGGUGGGGAUGUCCCAGAGCUCGGGCCGGAUUACUCCUGUGUCGGAUCGAAUGACUCCAGCGCAGGAGAGGAUGACCCCUCAGGGCGGCUCCUUAGCUGGGCCCGUUCCCCCGGCUCCAAGCCCAGACUCUGUCCAGCAUCGAUACGAACAGACUGUGACCAGCCAGCAGAAGCCGGUGAUUGUGACCUCGCAGGGUUCUUCUCUACCUCAACAGGGGGGGCAACCUCUGGCACCACCGCAACCGGUCUCCGGCCAGACACUCUGCCAGCCCCAGGCAGUGGUGACGCAGGCCAUGAUGGGCCCAGCUUCUGCCGCCCCAAUGAUGGGAGGCCAGCCGCCGUCGCAGGGAGUGUUGUGCCAGCCAGGCCUCCAGUCGGCCACCGAGCAGAGCUUGCACGCUCAAGCUGCCAUUGCCCAGCAACUGCAGUUGCAACAGCAGCAGCAGCACAUGAUGGUACAAUCACACACAAUGGUGGCACAAGUGGCUGGUGGGCAGCCUCAAUUGAUGGUGCAACAGCAGCAGCAAGUGAUGGGACAGCAAUCUCAGGUGAUGGCCCAACAGCAGCAGGUUCUGAGUCAAUCUCAAGUGUUGGGACAGCAACAACAGGUGCAGCAGCAGCAACAAAUCUUGGGACAAUCGCAUGUGAUGGGCCAGCAGCACGUAAUAGCGCAGCAGCAGGUGAUGAGUCAUCCGCCGCAGGCGCAAGCCACGCUGCAGCUAAGGUUGACGCCAGAGCAGCAGCAGAGACUGCAAAACUUGAUACUGCAGCUGAAGAACCUGAGUGGCGUGCCCAACCCGAACCAACAGCAGAAGAUUAUCAUGCAGCACAUUCAGCAGGAACAACAAAAGAUAAUUCUUCAGGGGCGACAACAGGCCCUGCUGCAGCCUACGCCGGGGAUGAUGAACCCAGGCAUGGCUGCCCAGACCAACGCACAGCCCCACCAACAGACUAUCAUCCUCAGCAGCCCAAUGGCACAUCAACAUCAGCAGGCGCCUACCAUCAUGUCGGGUGGUCAAAUGCAGGCGAUCGCACAGGCCCCCACUGCGCCUGGGCUGGCUGUCAGGCCAGAGAUGCAGCAGGGAACACAAAUCGGCAAAACUGUUAUCAUGGCAACCCAGCCUGGCCAGAUGUCCAUGGAUGGAAAAACGAUGCUGCUGGGGACUUUGGGGACGAGCCAGUCGGGAAAGGGCCAGCCCAUGCUGCUCAAGCCUCUGGCUCCACAGCAGACAUCUCAGGAUCAGGAGGUUCACAUGGGAGGAGUGAAGCGGACAGCCCCUGUGCAGCUCACCAAAGAGAGCCUCUUCCUGGAGCAGCUGCGUAAAGACCAGGAGGCUGUGCUGCAACCCGAGUACCGGCGGCCAUUCGGCUCGUACCACGACGCCGUGCGCCGCCUGCUGCCCUACCACCUGUACCGUGGCACCAUGCCCUCUGUGCAUGAGUUCAGCAAAGUGGACGAGGAAUUUGAGACGGUCUCCACUGAACUGCUGCAUCGUACACAGACCAUGCUCAACAAGUACCGGCUGCUGUUGUUCGAGGAAGCACGGAGAGAGAGCCCGUCUGCAGAGAUGGUCAUGAUGGACCGGAUGUUCAUCCAGGAGGAGAAGGCCGAGCUCAUGAGCGACAAGCGGCUGGCCCUGGAUAACCCUGCUGCAUACCUGGCCUCUCUCUCACGCGCGACGAGUUCGACCAUGACGACGACGACGACGACGACGACCCCCUCAACCCCGUCGCAGGCCCCGGCACAGGCCCCGGCGCAGGCCCCGGCACAGGCCCCGGCCCAGGCCCCGUCGCAGGCCCCCAGUGUGGCCAGCGCCGUCACCUCAGCGAGUGCUGUUGCGGAGCGAAGCUCCACUCAAGUGACACCCAUUCGCAUUGUCAUCAAGCAAGAGCGCAUGGUGGGCUCGCCUGAUCGGGCUGUCGCCAGUGCAGCCGAUCGAGCCUCCACAUCCGUGCCAGCGGCCAACCGGACGUACGUAGCCAGCAGCAGCGGCGGCCUCAAGCUGAAGAUAAAACAAGGCGACGGAUACGGGGUGGUGAUCAAAAACACCGCAGUAAAAACAGAGACAACAGCCACGGUGCAACCACCACUGCCUCCGCCGCCGCCACAACAACAGCAGUCGAUGGCAGCCCCAGCCCUGCCCUCUCUUCAACCAACGCCACCCGCAAAGAGGCCGUCCGAACCGAUUCUGCCCAUUGCAAGUAGUGGGCAGGUGAACGGCUCGGCAGACCUCUCCCCACUGUUGUUGCCUGAGGUACGGCUAGGGGCGAGAGGCGCAAGCGGGCACAAGCUGGCUCGCCUGUCGUUGCCGUCCGAGGAGGGGCGCGGCCGCCCUGGCCAGACCGACACGCUGCUGAAGGUGGCGAGCGGGCAGAGGGGAGGUGUCAUUAACUCAACGUUCACUUCCUCCUCCGAGACGGCCAAGGGUAGCAUUGCCAGUCUGCCUGCUGGCGCCUUCAACUCUACUAUGGGCGGCGCCAAGGACGGCCUGGCCAUCGUCAAACCCAUCGGAGCGUUUCACGCUGUGCCAGCGACCGUGGACGCCUCCAAACCAACCCUCGGAAGUGGCAGCGGUGCAAGCAGUAUGCUGACAUUCAAGCCCGGCAAUGGCAUGAACACCGAGCACACGCCGCCCGCGGUGGCCAAGCCCAAGCCGGACACGGUACCUGAACGCUCUUUGGAGCGCACGGUGCUGCAGCUCCCGUGGGAGUUGCCAGCGCGCCUCCGCCUUAAGGUGGCGGACGAGGCCGUGAAGAUGGCGGCCGUGGCGGCCGUUGCACCGAGCCUGGGCGACGAGGACGAUGGUGACGCCAGCUUUUCGAGCGACAGCUCGCAGGACGAUGGACUGACAGAGCACCUGCAGAGCGCAAUCAACAGCAUCCUCGACCUGCAGAGGCCACAGGACCGAGGCGGAGGUGGGCCCACCGGUGUUGGCGGUGGCGUAAGCGGCGGUGGUGGUGUGCCCAGGCCGCCCCCGCACCUACGGCCACUGCCAGCCAUCGUGCCCAAGCCGCCGCACGGGCUGCCCCACAAACCCUUCCCCGUGGACUUCCCACAAUUCUCGCCGGGCCCCGCACCCGGUGGACCCUUGGACUCGGCACUGGAAGAGGCUGUUAACAGCAUCCUGGACAGCUGACGAAUCCCACCAACCGAGGUUGGUGAGAAAUGUUUUGUGCAGCCACCGCCGUCCGCCCGGUGCCGCAGAGCCCCGUGGAGAAAUGGGGCGGAAUGCGCGGCAUACAAGGCAGUAGGGGAUGGCACAUGUGGUCAAAUUUCAACACUCGUGUCCGUCGGUCUCGUUCUCUCUUCGCAAUCACGUUAAAACCAGCCUGCGAGUUUUUCUUCGGGAGGUGGUGGUGGUGGUGAGGGGCUGGGCCCUUGCAAUGGUCAACCGAGAGAUGGGAAGGCGGGGAGAGGUGCAGCAGCGUCGCGAGGUGCAGAAGCGUUGCGAGGUCGUUGAGUUACUUGUCGUGGUGCCCAAUGAUGAUUUGUUGUAACGCGUAAUGCGGUUUGCAAGAUGAAUGGAGUAGAACUUGAGCAGACGAUUUGCCAUGAGCCACUUUUACUCUACUUCUUUUGUGUGCGCAGUGGUGCGUGAGUGUGCACGAGUGCUCAUUUGGAUGUUUAUAAACUAGGGAGUCUAGGCAAUAGGAAAGUGUCUUUUAAAGAAAACAGAUCUGACCUUAAGUCAGCUUAUCCGUACAUUUUCUUACGAAUGUCAAGUAUCAUAAAAGCUGUAAAUUUUAUUUCUUAAUAAAGUUGCAUUUAUGUUUCA